Molecule: messenger RNA, 329 nt
Organism: Notothenia coriiceps (black rockcod)
Lineage: Eukaryota; Metazoa; Chordata; Actinopteri; Perciformes; Nototheniidae
Product: interleukin-1 receptor accessory protein-like 1
Exons: 4
Coding region: 1-309 (102 amino acids)
Biological process (GO): signal transduction
Source: RefSeq, a predicted model, not a curated record
AUGAAGCAACAGCACUACACCUACAUCGAGGACUUGGCUCGUAGCGUGGAGCAAAGCAGACGUCUGAUCAUCGUUUUGACUCCAGAGUUUGUUGCCAAAAGAGGGUGGAGCAUCUUUCAGAUAGAGACACGCCUCCACUCCAUGCUGGUUACCGGGGAGAUCAAGGUGAUCAUGAUUGAGUGUGCAGACCUGAAGAAUGUCAUCAACUACCAAGAGGUGGAAGCACUUAAACACACGAUCAAGGUUUUAUCCAUCAUCAAGUGGAGGGGUCCUAAGAGCAAUGAGCUGUCAUCUCAGUUUUGGAAAUAGGUGUUCUUUUACUUCAUUAA